Messenger RNA from Eurypyga helias (sunbittern), 506 nucleotides. Its product is annotated as cytochrome P450 2D1-like. Lineage: Eukaryota; Metazoa; Chordata; Aves; Eurypygiformes; Eurypygidae. Gene Ontology annotation, molecular function: heme binding; oxidoreductase activity, acting on paired donors, with incorporation or reduction of molecular oxygen, reduced flavin or flavoprotein as one donor, and incorporation of one atom of oxygen; iron ion binding. Gene Ontology annotation, biological process: arachidonate metabolic process; xenobiotic metabolic process. The record is from RefSeq and is a predicted model, not a curated record. Gene Ontology annotation, cellular component: cytoplasm; intracellular membrane-bounded organelle. The transcript is spliced from 3 exons. The annotation marks the transcript as partial.
AAAAAGUCCAGAAGGAGCUGGAUGCCGUGCUGUGUCCUUCCCAUCUUCGGAAGAAGCUGCCUUACACCAACGCUGUGAUCCAUGAGAUCAUGCGCUUCGGGAGCAUUGUUCUAAUCACCAUUCCUAGGGAAGCGGUGAAGGAUACCACUGUUUUGGGGUAUCAUGUUCCAAAGGGCACUAUGAUUAUGGUAAACAUAGACUCGGCUCUUUCUGAUCCGGAAUACUGGGAGACCCCUCACCAGUUCAACCCUGGUCAUUUCUUGGACAAAGAUGGAAAUUUUGUGAUCCGAGAGGCCUUCUUGGCCUUCUCAGCAGGACACCGGAACUGUCUGGGAGAAGUGCUGGCGAAGAUGGAGCUUUUCAUCAUCUUCUGCAACCUGUUGCAGACGUUCAAGUUCACUCCACCAGAAGGAGUUAAGAAAGUCAACACAGACGUUGUGUUCGGGAGCACGAUGAAACCCCAUCCCUACCAGAUCUGUGCCGUUCCUCGCCAGGUGGCAGGGUAG